CACACAAACAAUAACAAAACCCACUUUCCCAUUGUUCCUUUCAGUUUCUAUCCAACGAAAACACACCCAAACCCAGAAAACAUCUGAUCUAAUAAUAAAUCGCACAUUUGAUCCUUUUUCUUGGAGGAACCUCACAAGACAAGUUUAAUUUUCACAACUUUGGCUAUGAAACGUGGAUACCCGGAAUCUCCCCCUUCCUCUUCCGGUCCAUCUAAAUCCCGAUCCAGACCUAACCCUCAAGGUGAUGCACAAUUUUUGGAGGACGAGAGCACAAAGAUUUUUGCUAGGAAAGUAGCUGAUCAUUAUAGUUCAAGAACAAAUCAAACUUUGGAAGAACGAGAAGCGAGUCCGAUCAUUCACUUAAAGAAGUUGAAUAAUUGGAUUAAAAGUGUCUUGAUUCAGCUUUAUGCUCGUAGGGGUGAUGCUGUUCUUGAUCUUGCUUGCGGCAAGGGUGGUGAUCUCAUCAAGUGGGAUAAAGCAAAAGUUGACUAUUAUGUUGGCAUUGAUAUAGCUGAAGGCUCGAUUGAAGAUUGUCGUACACGAUAUAAUGGUGAUGCAGACCAUCAUCAACGUCGCAAAAAGUUCACUUUUCCUGCCCGUCUCAUGUGUGGUGAUUGUUUUGAGGUGCGCCUCGAUAAAGUUUUGGCUAAUGAUGGUCCUUUUGAUAUCUGCAGUUGCCAGUUUGCCAUGCAUUAUUCCUGGUCUACAGAAGCACGUGCACGUCGGGCACUGGCAAAUGUAUCAUCUUUACUUCGUCCUGGAGGCACCUUCAUCGGCACAAUGCCGGAUGCCAAUGUGAUAAUCAAAAAGCUUAGAGAAGCUGAAGGAAUGACUUUUGGCAACAGUGUCUACUGGAUACGAUUUGAUGAAGAAUUUUCCGACAAGAAAUUUAAAUCUUCAAGUCCCUUUGGUAUCAAGUACAAGUUUCACUUAGAGGAUGCUGUCGAUUGCCCCGAAUGGAUUGUGCCCUUCCAUCUCUUCAAGUCAUUAGCAGAAGAGUAUGAUCUAGAGCUAGUUUUUGUCAAAAAUUCGCACGAAUUUGUGCAUGAGUACAUGAAAAAACCGGAAUAUAUAGAGCUUAUGAGGAGGCUUGGUGCAUUAGGUGAUGGCAACCAAGACCAGAGCACAUUAUCUGCAGAUGAAUGGGAGGUGGCUUAUUUAUACCUCACAUUCGUUUUAAAGAAGCGAGGCCAACCGGAACGGUCACAAACAAAUAGUAGAAAAGAUAAAGGACAGAUGCAAAUAGCAAAAGAAGAUAUCCUGCAUAUUAGUAGUGAUGUUUAGCAGGAGAACCUAAUAAAUCCCAAAGAAUUUCUUCUUCU
Messenger RNA from Hibiscus syriacus, 1322 nucleotides. RefSeq names its product mRNA cap guanine-N7 methyltransferase 1-like. Lineage: Eukaryota; Viridiplantae; Streptophyta; Magnoliopsida; Malvales; Malvaceae. Gene Ontology annotation, biological process: 7-methylguanosine mRNA capping. Gene Ontology annotation, molecular function: mRNA 5'-cap (guanine-N7-)-methyltransferase activity. The record is from RefSeq and is a predicted model, not a curated record. Bases 166 to 1284 code for a protein of 372 amino acids. Gene Ontology annotation, cellular component: nucleus. The transcript is spliced from 13 exons.